Maniola jurtina (meadow brown) is the source of this 5151-nucleotide messenger RNA. Its product is annotated as probable phosphorylase b kinase regulatory subunit alpha. NCBI's taxonomy places the organism in Eukaryota, Metazoa, Arthropoda, Insecta, Lepidoptera, Nymphalidae. Bases 163 to 3870 code for a protein of 1235 amino acids. The transcript has 19 exons. The record is from RefSeq and is a predicted model, not a curated record. Gene Ontology annotation, biological process: glycogen metabolic process. Gene Ontology annotation, cellular component: phosphorylase kinase complex. Gene Ontology annotation, molecular function: calmodulin binding.
AGUCACGACUUUCAAAUGACAUGUCUGUAUGUAGAGAAGAAUCAGCAAAAUUAAAAAUUAAUCGAAGUAACUAAUUAGUAAUAAUUAUGUAUUUAGAAUGUUUUCUCGUUUGAGUAUUGACAUAAAAUUACAAAUACAAAGUGCGCCAUCGUGUGAACAAAAAUGAGGACCCGAAGCAAUUCGGGUGUACGUUUAGAUUAUUAUCAAAGAGUUGUGCACAAGUUAAUUUUAGAUCACCAGCAACCGGUUACGGGGUUGUUCCCAGCCAGUCCUCACAAUGAUCAUGCCUGGAUCAGGGACAACCUUUACUGUAUCUUGGCCGUAUGGGGGCUGUCCAUGGCAUUUAAAAAGAUCGCCGACCAGGAUGAGGAUCGCGCCAAAACAUACGAGCUAGAACAAAGUUGUGUUAAGCUCAUGAGAGGACUUUUAAUGGCAAUGAUGCAACAAAAAGACAAGGUAGAAAAAUUCAAGAGCACUCAGCAUCCAUUAGAUUCCCUCCAUGCAAAGUAUUCAUCAAAAACUGGCCAAACUGUAGUUAAAGACACUGAGUGGGGCCAUCUCCAAAUUGAUGCGAUUUCACUAUACCUCUUAAUACUUGCCCAGAUGACUGCAUCAGGCUUGCAAAUAGUAUUUUCUUUAGAUGAAGUUGCUUUCAUUCAGAAUUUAGUUUUUUAUAUAGAGUCUGCAUAUUGCACCCCAGAUUAUGGAAUAUGGGAACGGGGUGACAAAACUAAUCAUGGUCUACCUGAGCUAAAUGCUAGUUCAAUCGGUAUGGCUAAAGCUGCUCUCGAAGCUAUGAAUGAGCUUGAUCUUUUCGGUGCCCGUGGUGGGCCUUCAAGUGUUAUACAUGUGCUAGCAGACGAGGCACAGAAAUGCCAAGCUGUGUUACAGUCAAUGCUACCUAGAGAGUCCAACAGCAAAGAGUUGGAUUCAGGCUUGCUGUCAAUCAUUAGUUAUCCAGCAUUCGCUGUUGAUGACCCUCAGUUAAUAACUAAGACUAGAGAAACAAUAGUGACAAAGCUUCAAGGAAAAUAUGGUUGCAAGAGAUUCUUGAGAGAUGGGCACAAGACCCCUCGGGAAGAUCCAAAUAGAUUAUAUUAUGAACCAUGGGAGUUAAGGAUGUUUGAAAACAUUGAAUGUGAAUGGCCUUUAUUCUUCUGUUACCUCAUACUUGACUACUGCUUCCAAGGGGACAAGAAUAAUGUCACUGACUAUAUGCAAAGGCUCGAAAAAAUCAUGAUAAGGAAAGAUGAUGGGAUAAAAUUAGUUCCUGAAUUGUAUUCUGUGCCAGCAGAUAAAGCUGAUCAAGAACAAGUUGUGCCUGGCAGUCAAGAACGGAUACCAAUGGGAAGAUGCCCAUUUAUUUGGGGCCAGUCAUUGUAUAUACUUGGAAAAUUAUUACAAGAGGGAUUUUUAGCAGUUGGAGAAUUGGAUCCACUAAACAGAAGACUAUGCUCAGAAAAGAAACCAGAUGUGGUUGUCCAAAUAGUAAUAUUGGCAGAAGACAAUGAGAUAAGGGAUAAACUACUUGAACAUGACCUUCACGUUCAAACAAUUAGUGAAGUGGCACCUAUUGAAGUACAGCCAGCUAGAGUCCUCAGUCAUCUUUAUACAUAUUUAGGGCGCAACAAGAAACUUGGAUUAUCUGGAAGAAAAUCACGUGAUGUCGGAAUUCUGAGUACUAGCAAAUUAUAUUCCUUGAAUGAGCGUAUAUUUGCCUUCACACCCCAGAAUUUCGACUAUGAAGAGUACUACAUGACUCGCGACCCGGCUUUGCUCGCGAGUACGUUCACAGCGAACGUCGCCUUUCUCGGCAUGAGUUGGAAGCAAAUGCUGGGGCGGCCUACCAUCACUUUACUAGCUACACAUUACCUUUUAGAUCAGGGCAAAAUUCCCAUGGCAAUGAUAACCACUAUGAAGAAAUUAAAGUCAGGUUACAUUAACGGUACAAGAGUGACUCUUGGUAACCUCGGUGAAUUUUUGAGUACAUCUGCUAUCACGAAUUUGAGUUUUUUGGGCAGCCAAGAGGAUGGUUAUCCAGACAAACUGAACCCGCAAGUGCACAACUACUUAGAGGAUCACUUGCUGAAAUCUUUCAGCAACAAGUUCAGUAUCCUGUCUCAGCCGUCGGGCCUGAAGAACUCGCGGAUGUUGCGCCGGCGCAUGUCCGUGCGCGGCGCCAUCAAGAAAACGAGGUCCAUUAAUGUGGAUUCUGAAACCUUGGGCAUGGAAGGGGAAAACGUAGGUCCACACUUGGAAAAGAAAGGAUCGUGGCUUGAUUUGGAGCCGCCAGCGUUCGGACGCAGUCCCUCCCCUGAAGAAGCCAAGAAAAGAGCCUUUACCAAGGGCACAUCGACAACUACUUUGGGCGUAGUUACUCCGACAAUCGAAAUUACAAAGGAAACUACUCCACCACCACGCAAGGAAGAAGCGGUAGUAAAGAACCCACCAUUGCGAAACCGAACGAUAUCCGAAAGCCAAAGCCUGGCAUUCGCCGAGCAGGAGACCGACGAACUGAUAGCGAUGUUACGAGAAACGGAAAAUCUCGACGAACAGGGCGAUAUACUACAGUACUUGGUGGACACGCAUGGACUGGACUUCAGUACCGGUAUGCUAGAAAACGGGAAAGCGGUAACAGUAAAGGAUUUACUCAAAGCUCUCUACGAGAAAGCUUGUACCCAAAAACUCUGGGGUCUAGUCCGUCACACCGCGGGCAUGUUGGGCAAACGUGUAGAAGACUUGGCCAAGGCUGUGACAGACUUGCUCGUGCGCCAGAAACAGAUCACUGUGGGCAUGCCGCCCAACAACGAACAUACCAUCACUGCGCCGUUACCUGAGAACGAGUUGAGACAGUUGAUUCAUGUGGCCUAUGGCGACGAUGAAAGUACAGCGAUGUUAACGCAAGAGUUGCUGGUGUAUCUUGCCAUGUUCAUACGCACCGAACCGCAGCUGUUCUUGGAGAUGUUGCGGCUCAGAGUUGGACUUAUCAUUCAGGUAAUGGCAACAGAAUUAUCUCGCACCUUGUCCUGUGACGGUGAAGAGGCGUCCGAACAUUUAUUGAACCUGUCACCUUUUGAGAUGAAGAACCUCCUUCAUCACAUCCUUAGCGGCAAGGAGUUUGCUGUUAACAGCGUGUAUUCAAUAAUUUUCGGUAUAAAACAAAAGUACGACCAGAGAGUGGGUCGCGGUAACUUCUCCAUUGUGAGCAACAAGUCGGCUCGCUAUACAAAGAAAUCUCAAAUUAUACUGGAAGGACAAGGACUUCAGGGCACCAUUGAUGAAGCGCCCAUAGCGGAACCAGAUCGGCAAGGCCAGUGGCUGCGACGUAGGAGACUCGACGGUGCUUUGAACCGGGUUCCCAGGGACUUCUAUCCGCGUGUAUGGGGUGUUUUGGAAAAGUGUCAAGGUCUAGUGAUCCAGGGCAAACUGCUGCAACAAAAUUUGACCCAAGAGAUGACGUCAGGAGAGUUGAAAUUCGCGUUGGCCGUGGAAACUGUCCUGAAUUCGAUUCCCCAGCCAGAAUACAGGCAGCUGGUGGUGGAGGCUCUGAUGGUGCUGACAUUGGUUGUGGAGUAUAAGGCUGUCAACCAACUGGGAGGAAUGAUAACGGUGGAACACCUAGUGCAUAAAGCUAAUCAAAUCUUCUUAGAGGACCAGAUGCGUUGCAACGGCGACGCAACAUUGUGUUGUGCGGCCAGCGCGUGCGGCAACGCGCUCGUGUGCGGAGGCGCCGCCGGCGUGUGCCAGCACCUCUACGACUCCGCGCCCAGUGGCAGCUACGGCACUAUGACGUACCUGGCCCGUGCUGUUGCCGCACUGCUGACCGAGCGUCUGCCGCACGACGUACCCAUCGAGUGCGCCAUCACUUAGUUCUGGUGCGGAACCACAAAUGCCGACUAUCCUCAUCUUAGCAUAAUGUAGGCCUCAAAAUAUGACGUGCUAUUGCUUAAAUAUACUUAGUUUAAUAGAUAGACAAUGUAGUAUAAUUAAGACCACCUUUAUAUUAAUCUACUUUUUUUGUUAUAUUAAGCUUAAUGCAUGCAGUUAUUGGCACACCUUUUAUAGAUAUUUAUAAACAAAAUUACUAUAAUGGUGCAUACACAGCGCACGGGUCCAAUGAACGUCACAAACAAGACCAAACUCGUUGGUCUUUGACACGCUAUAUUAUGCGUUUCCUUUUUACUCAUACCACGGUCGCGAAAUCGAACGCGAAUAAAAUCCUACGUUAGUGUGGUUUUACAGUGACGCUUUCGCCAGCGCGGUUGGUAAGCGUCGCGGGCCACGAGCUUUGCGUCUCUUGGAUCGUUACAUAGCCGCGCGGAUGGCCCGCGCGGACGGUAAGCGUCACUGUAAAACCAGCCUUAGAGCUUGUCGGUGUGUAUGCAACAUUAUACGAACUUGGAAUGAAAAUAACUCACAUAAAUACAUCCAUUAGAUAUACAUGCUAUAACACAUAUUUUUAUUUACACAUUCGCUAAUCGCCGUUGCUGUCAACGACAUUAAUACUGUCGCACAUAAUCUCGCCACCGCACCGCGCGAAGACGAGACCGGAACUAUGUAUCUCGCGUCGCGCUCGCACCUUUGCGAACAUUGUUGGCAAAUGUGUAAAUACUUAGACUAGAACUUAGAAAAUUAGUUAUCUGUAAAACAUACCAUAAAUUAUAAUUAUAUCAAUAUAAUUAUUGUACCCAAGUAAAUAAUAUUAUAAUCAGAAUAUUUUAUUGCAAAUGUUACUUAACACAAUGCAGAGUAUAAUGGCUACUUUUGAUAAUAAGAUAAAGAUUUCUUAGGGAUCUGGUAAUUAAUUAGUAUAUUAUUUAAAGCUUCAGAAAAUAACUGUUACAAUAAUAUUUGUUAGUUUAUUCAUUACAGAAGUAUAUUUUUGUUACUUUUGCAAAUAAAAAAAAAAAAAUAACAUACCUAUUGUCCUACUAAAUAUUGUUAUUUUUAUAUAAUCUUUAUAAUAUGAAUUGGUAGUAUUUUUUACACAUAGUAUUAUAUUUUAGCAUGCGUUUGUUAACUACAAUUUAUUGAGUCUACCCUUUUUAUGGGGUGGAUGUCUACAGCUGUUUAUUUGUUGAUUAUAUCCUACUUAUAAGAUUAAACAAUGUUUUAAUAAAUAUUUGUCUUUAGAAGUCAUUUUUUAUUGAA